GUCAUCUCUUUUUGUUAUUUCUAAGUUGUUGCGGAAAUACGAUGGAUGAAAUUGUUUUGUGUGAAAUUGCGGAUGAAGUAGGUCCAGAAUGUCCGGAAGAUCCAUCGGAAUUCCGCUACGGCAAGAGGCGAUGGAUGUUCAAAGAUUUUCUCGCUGAGCAUGCGGAAGAUAUUUUGAUUUGUAUAGAAACAUGCCAGAAUGCUCGGACGAGAAAGCUUAAAUUCAGGGCAAUCCGGCAGAACACAGACACUUGGACCUUGGUGGUCUGCCACGACCAGACGCACGUUCGAGCCCGCGUCAUCGAAAUGCAAGUGGCAUCCAAAUUGCUACCCCUGAUAUUCAGGGACUUCAGGACCAGCCUGGAGUUCGAGGUGACCAAGCAGGAGCAGGAGCACCAGCGGCCUGUUAAGACCUAUGUGACCACCAAACUUUACGAUGCGCUCUACGAAAGGCAUCGCCAAACGGAGGAUCUGGAUAACGAACUGCAGCACAAUCUUCCCGAAAGGUUUCAGUCGCGGCUGCGCAAAUACCAAGAGCGCACGGUGUCUUGGAUGUUGGGACGCGAACAGCAGCUCACGGAACUGCCAGCCAAAUAUACAGCGCUACAUGCCAUUGAUGGCAGGAGUCGCGUUUUUAAGCACAAUUAUUGCCUGCAGUUUUUCACCUUCGAGGAGGAGCUUCCCAAGAUGUCCUUGCCACCCGGCGGCAUUCUGGCGGACGAGAUGGGUCUGGGAAAGACCGUAGAGUUCCUGGCCAUGCUGCUAAUGAAUCCCAGGCCGCAGGAUACCUUCAGGAAUGAAUACUGGCAUCAACGGCUGGAUGAGAUUGUCGAUAACGUCCCGCUGAAGCGUAUACGCAAAGAAGAGAAGGUUUUCUGCAUCUGCACUCAAAAACGCGGAUCACGGGUGCAGUGCUGCAAGUGCCGCCGCUGGCAGCACGAUAGGUGUAUGUCCAUGAUUCCCAAACAUGCGGUAGAUGAUUCACCCCAUCUGUGUCCCACCUGUUGGUCCGAGCUGAUCAAAUCCAGCGAGAGGCUGGUGGAGACAGGCGCCACCAUCAUAGUUUCGCCCAACGCUAUCAAAUUGCAGUGGUACCAGGAGAUGCAGAAGCACAUAAGGCCUGGGCUAAAAGUGCUCUGUUAUCUCGGUCUGCACUCGUCAUCCUGGGUAAAUCCCCUUGAGCUGGCCAAGUACGAUGUGGUGCUUACAGACUAUGUGAUACUGCGUAACGAAAUAUACCACACGACGGACUACAAGUCCGACCGCCAGAUGCGCCACCAGCAGUUAUACAUGCGACCCGAAUCCCCACUCCUAAUGGUGAACUGGUGGCGCGUUUGCCUGGAUGAGGCACAGAUGGUUGAGAGCAACACUUCAGCGGCUGCGGAGAUGGUAAGGAUGUUACCGGCAAUCAAUCGCUGGGCUGUCACUGGCACAAUUGACGACCUGCCCCCUCUGCUGGAGUUCGUGGGCCGGACGGAAGCUUGUAGGCCACCGGAUGCAUGGCAAACUGUGGAAAAGGCCUUUCAGCUAAACUACAAAGCCGAACCGCUGUUAGAACUGCUAGAGCACAGUUUGUGGCGUACCUGCAAGUCCAAGGUGGAGCACGAACUGGGGAUUCCGCCCCAAACUGAGGUGGUGCAUCGCCUUGAGCUAAGCAACGUGGAGUCGCUGUACUAUCGGGAGGAGCAUCUGAAGUGUCACGAACAGUUUCUGGCUGCUGUGGCCAAGCACACGCGCCACAACGCAGACAACACCUCUUGCCUAGCGUCCAUCUCGCCGCAGCUACUGCGUAUCAUCCUGAAGCCUUUUCUUCGCAUACGCCAAACCUGCUCCAUUCCCGUGGUACUUAAUAGCAAUGUGUCCAGCACCGACUACCUAAAUCCGCAGGAUCUGCUGAUGCGUCUUAAGUCCAACAAUGAGAGUGAAUGCAAGACAGAGCUACGAAGUUGGGCAUCCUCUUACAACGGCCUGGCGGCUAUUUACUUUAUAAAGGAGGAUUUUCCACAGGCCAUCAAGUAUUACAAGCUUCUAUUGAAGCUGGCUGCAGACUAUAACGAGGCAAAUAUAUAUGUAGAUAGUGUGCUUCAGAUUCACGCUAUUUAUAACCUUUUCCAGGCGAGUGAGUUAGCAGCCACUCCAGACAAGUUAUCCGAUUUGGAGCUCCAGAACUACCAAGCACAAAUGAAGCGACUGGAGUGGAAGUAUCUGGAGGACAAUACUUCCGUACUUCAAGCCGCUCUCAGUUGUUACGAGGAGAAACUCCAUGAACUUUCGGUGCUGGAGAGUCAGUUCGCGGGCAGCACUGUGGAUUUGCUAGCCACGGUGGUGAACCACAAAAUUUCUCUGCACGAUGCUAUAUGGAAUAAGGUCCGGGAUGAUUUUUUCCGCCAAAACAUUACUGUGGAAAAGCUCGAUAAUAUCAACUCUAUGUCCGGAAUUCUUUACUUUGUGCAUUUAUGGCAUAAAAAGCUUCAAAAGUUAAAAGGGAAUUUACUUACAGAGUUUGAAUACCUCAAGGGAGUGAUGCACGAUGCUUGUGAGGCUAUCAAAACAGGAGUAGUCCUAUCGCAGGAAAUAUACAGCUUUAUAGGAAGCGUUACCGAUUGUCAUUUGGCGGAUAUUUUGGAUGAAAAUAAGGAUAAGCCGGAAAAGCCAAAAAAGCGUCGUCAUUGUCGCUUGUGCAAAACUCGAGAUUCCUUGAAUCAGUUUGAGUGUCUUCUGUUUGCUAAAAAGCUGGACGAAGAUGCAGCGGUUACUGAGGGUCUAGAAAACCCCAGCAUGGAGAUAAGUCUCAUUAAAGCUAUCUUUUCCUUUCUGCGUUCCAAGCCGGUAUUCAGUGAAUGGCAAAAAGAGUGUGAAAGCAAACUGGAUCUGCUGACCUGCCUACAAGAUCUUGUUAAAUAUCAAAUAAAAUAUUGGAUUGAGGUGGAGUACAUGGUCAAGGCUUUUGACGAACUGCAGAUGUGCAAAAUGCGGAUUCUCCUUACAGACGAUCCCGAGGAGCAAUCUAACUACCGCAUACUGGCGUGUCAAAUGGACGAGCAGUUACAGCUCAACCAGUAUAAUUUGCAAGAGUCACAGCUAAAUUUCACUCGUCUAUGCGGUCGUUUGAAGUACCUUAAGCAUCUAAAAGAGGAUGUCACUGACAAGCCCUGUCCCAUCUGCCAGACGCAGGAUGAUGUGAGGUAUGUGAUGAUGGUCUGUGGGCAUUUUGUGUGCCAGCACUGCCUGGAUAGUAUGAGGAAAAAGUUUGCCCGCGAUGGAGUCACCAAGUGUCCACUUUGUCGGCAGGAAUCACCACAGUUGUACUAUUCCGUACGUCCCGGAGCCCGCAAAUCCAUAAUUGGGGACUUCUCCACAAAAAUUGCAAAUAUUGUGGAACUAGUGCUGAAGAUCAAGGCUGAGAAUGAGGAGGAAAAGAUCAUAAUCUUCUCGCAAUGGCAGGCGAUACUCAUUCAAAUUGCUAGAGCCCUCAACCUUAACGGAAUUCAAUUUCGCAAUAAGUGCAGCAACACGGAUUUCGAAGAUUUUAAGAAUCCCAUUAGAAAUAUAACCUGCCUACUGAUGCCCCUUUCUAAAGGCUCAAAGGGCUUAAACCUGAUCGAAGCCUCCCAUGUUUUUCUGGUGGAACCGAUCCUUAAUCCGGGUGACGAACGCCAGGCCAUAGGUCGUAUACAUAGAUUUGGACAAAUGAAACCAACGAAGGUGCAUCGUUUUAUUGUUAACGGAACAAUUGAGGAGAAUAUUCUCUCGCUAAUAACUUCAGCCGAUGACACAAAGACUCUGUCAACUCAUUGGGAUCUAGAAAACAUGACACUCGAUAGUCUUAAGAAGCUAUUCAUACUUAAAGGGAAGGAGUAGAACUUAAAUCCAGCUCGGUUAAUUUAAUGUUACUUUUUGUAUGUACCUUUGCAAAAGGUUAAUUCCAAUGACACUCUUUUAUCUUUAGUGUCAAGUUAGGCAUAUUAAGUAUAUUUUUUUCCUAACAUAUAUAUAAGAUAAAUAAAAGUUUACAACUAUCAAAGUAAAG
This is a messenger RNA of Drosophila rhopaloa, 4029 nucleotides long. Its product is annotated as E3 ubiquitin-protein ligase SHPRH. The record is from RefSeq and is a predicted model, not a curated record. Gene Ontology annotation, biological process: DNA damage response; protein polyubiquitination. The transcript has 10 exons. Bases 42 to 3860 code for a protein of 1272 amino acids. NCBI's taxonomy places the organism in Eukaryota, Metazoa, Arthropoda, Insecta, Diptera, Drosophilidae. Gene Ontology annotation, cellular component: nucleus. Gene Ontology annotation, molecular function: ATP binding; ATP-dependent chromatin remodeler activity; ubiquitin protein ligase activity.